This is a messenger RNA of Sorex araneus (European shrew), 1055 nucleotides long. It is a transcript of the gene MESP2, whose product is annotated as mesoderm posterior bHLH transcription factor 2. Gene Ontology annotation, biological process: regulation of transcription by RNA polymerase II; heart morphogenesis; somite rostral/caudal axis specification. Gene Ontology annotation, molecular function: DNA-binding transcription factor activity, RNA polymerase II-specific; protein dimerization activity; RNA polymerase II cis-regulatory region sequence-specific DNA binding. Gene Ontology annotation, cellular component: nucleus. Bases 1 to 969 code for a protein of 322 amino acids. The record is from RefSeq and is a predicted model, not a curated record. NCBI's taxonomy places the organism in Eukaryota, Metazoa, Chordata, Mammalia, Eulipotyphla, Soricidae. The transcript has 2 exons.
AUGGCUCAGUCGCCGCACAGCCGGGACCCCUGGACGCUCCCGCUGGGCUGGGGCUGGGCCGGCCACGCCGACUCCACGUCCCCGGCCUCCUCGUCCUCGGACUCAUCGGGCUCCUCGUGCCCCCGCGCCCCGACGGCCCCGGGCCGGGCGCGCCCCGCGCCCCGCGGCGGCCAGAGGCGCAGCGCCAGCGAGCGCGAGAAACUGCGCAUGCGCACGCUGGCCCGCGCGCUGCUCCGGCUGCGCCGCUUCCUGCCGCCGUCGGUGGCGCCCGCCGGCCAGAGCCUCACCAAGAUCGAGACCCUGCGCCUGGCCAUCCGCUACAUCGGCCACCUGUCGGCCGUGCUGGGCCUGAGCGACGCGCGGCUGCAGCAGCAGCAGCAGCAGCAGCGGCGGCGGCGGCGGCGGGCCAGCCCCGGGGACUGCCCGCUGUGCCCCGACGUCCCCAUCCAGGCCGCCUGGGGGUCUCCAGCAGCCGUCCCGCGCGCCUUGGCGCCUCCCCAAGGUCCGGGAUGCAGGGUUCCCGACGUGAAUCCCUUGGUAACACCCCCUUACGGCUCCGGGGUGCAGUCGCCCCCACGUCUGCCCCCCGACACCGCCCUUUGGACACUACCCCAAGCGUGCGCGGGGACGCAGACAUCCCCUGAGUCCGGGAACCAGGCCAUCCCCUGGACACCACCCCCUGCGUCCCUGGAAUUGGCUUCUGUGUACCAGGAUAUUCCUGUUUCUCCAGCGCUCUCUCUGCUGCCCGAAACGUCCCCCCUGUGGCCCCGAACGGCAUGCCAGAGCUUCGAGGAGGCCCCACCCCAGUGGCACUGCUGGGACCCCAGGGCUGAGAUGGACCAGGGACCUGGCCCCGCCUUCCUGCUUGGGGACCAAAGCCAGCCCCAGAGCUCUGACCUGCGACACAGUGGCCGCCCUGAACUUUGGCCAGAAGAUUUGGAGGGGACCCAGCUGGGCAUCUUCUACUAAAGGGCUGUCCUCUGCCUGCAUUCCAGCAGGAAGGGGGCUUGGAGAGGGGGUGCUCAUGUGACUUGGCCUUUCACCCAGGCCCCUGA